Molecule: messenger RNA, 1167 nt
Organism: Harpegnathos saltator (Jerdon's jumping ant)
Lineage: Eukaryota; Metazoa; Arthropoda; Insecta; Hymenoptera; Formicidae
Exons: 2
Coding region: 1-1167 (388 amino acids)
Source: RefSeq, a predicted model, not a curated record
AUGACGAAACUCAGGGCCGAGAUUGAUCUCUUGGCCUUGGGGAUAAGCGGCCUCCGCCCCAAAAGGGCGGUAACCGGGGCUCUCAUCUUAGAGGUCCCUGGGGAAGGAGGGGCUGAGAGGGCCCAAAAACUGGUCCCUCUCAUGGAGGCCGCAUUAGCGGGAUCAGGUGUGAGGGUCGCCAGGCCCGUGAGGCGCGCGGAGUUGCGCGUCACGGGUCUGGUGGAAGCCACCACCAAGGAGGAGAUUGGCAAGGUGGGUGACCCCGGGGGCAACGUGCGCGGCCCGAUACUGAUGAGCUGGGCGGAGGGCCUGGGGCUUCGUCUAUUAAACGAUGGCUCCGGGCCCACGUGCGUGCGGUCGCAGGGGACAUCAUAUGUGGAUGUCGUUCGCAUCCCCUGCGGUCGCCGACACGGUGAUCGGAUGGGGGUCCUGGACGAGGAGACGCUGUCUGACCACCGGUAUAUCCGGUUGGUGGUCUCCUCGCCCGGGGGCGGGAUCCGGCGCCGUGCCCGCCCAGAGGGCAGCUCGCCGCGAUGGGCGCUUCGGCGCCUAGACCGAGAUGCGCUUGGGGCGGCUGUCGUGGCGGUAGCUUGGUCCCAGAAUAUAGAGGGACCAUGUCGGGACGUGGAGGAGGAAGCGAAAUGGCUCCGGGGUGUCAUGGCCGACAUCUCGGAUGCGGGGAUGCCCCGGACGGGACGCGCUCCUCCGCGUCGGUCGGUGUACUGGUGGAGCCCGGAAAUAGACAGUCUCCGGGCUAGGUGCAACACGGUACGCAGCCGGUACGCCGACGCCCGCCGCAAACAAAGUGGCGGGUCCGACACCGCGGCGACGGCGGCACUUGGUGAGGCUUAUCGCGAGGCGCGACGAGGCCUCACCAAGGCCAUAGAGGGGGCCAAGGCGAAGGCCUGGGCUGAGCUCCUGGCGACAUUAGAUGCUGAUCCAUGGGGGCGUCCAUAUAAAAUGGUGCGGAAUAAACUCCGCACCUGGACGCCCCCAGUUACGGAAAUGCUCGACCCCCAAUUUCUGGGGGGCGUGAUUAAUACCCUUUUCCCGGUGGUGCCGGGAGAGGGGACUCGCCCUCCGGAAUCGUCGGACCUGACUGAUUGGUCCGACGAACUGGGGGUCACGGAGGAGGAGCUCGCCGUGCUGUGGAUCGGACGGGGCUAA